AGCGGUUGAUUGAUGAUUAGAUGUAUGGUGUGGAUCACGGAGAGAGGAUGACUCACCCACGUCUGAUGUGAUGUUCACCUCGCAACAGCUCAGCAGUGCGGUGGCACGCCGGUAGUUCAGCUUGACACCUCGUUGUUGCUGCACCAAUACAAGUUUAGCAAACUGUUAAUAUGCUUUUAGGCGGCCCUAUGAUACCUCGUUUGCUUGAAACUUAAGUGGCUGUCACUUGAGACCGAGCGUCGUGCUUUACCGUACAUUUCGUGACGCCUGAUUGCCAUGGAAACAGCGGUGCGCUGAGAGGAAACUGUCCGUGUUAACUUCAGCAGCAACCUUUCAGAGGGUCGGAUAAACCUGUUGGAUAUAUCUGUGUUUUCCUUCUAUUGCUACCCUGGCUUUACUUUCUAUUUUAAUUUGGCAACGAAACAGACCUCUAUUUUACAGGUGAGGAUGAUGGAGCUUCCAACAGAGAAGAGGUUCCACAACUUGACCCUUGAGCAAAUGCAAGCUCUGGACAAAGUCUUGACUGAGGUUAUCCCCAUCCAUGGACGAGGAAACUUCCCCACACUGCAGGUGAGAGCGAAAGACAUCAUCCGUGUGGUUAAGGAUCGGCUGGUGGAAAGAGACAUCCAGGUGAGAGAUAUACGGCUCAACGGCGCGACGGCCAGCUACGUCCUGGUGAGGGAUAACUGCCUCGGCUACCGAGAUUUAGACAUCAUUUUUGGAGUGGAGCUGCCCAGGGAGGGGGACCUUCAGGUGAUAAAGGAGGUGGUGCUGGGCACCCUACGAGACCUCCUCCCCUGUGGCGUUAACAGACGGAAGAUCACAUGCCUGACGAUGAAGGAGGCCUACGUGCAAAAGAUGGUGAAAGUUUUCAACGACCAUGACAGAUGGAGCCUAAUCUCGCUUUCGAACAAUAGAUCUAAAACCGUAGGGCUCCGCUUCGUCAGCUCCCUUAGAAGACAGUUCGAGUUCAGCGUGGACUCCUUCCAGAUCAUAUUAGACCGCAUGCUGGAGUCUUACUGGGAGACAGAAAGGAAACAAGUAGGGAAGUUGGCAUUGAAUGCUGGGAAUUUGUCUAAAAGACACAAUGAGGAUGAAAAGAAAAAGCAAGAGCAAUCAAGUGUUCCUCGAGAAGUUGAACCUGAUGUUGAAAAAGACUCCAAUGGAGAAAACCAAUCUCAGGAUGAGACCAUUCCUGUGCUUGAGGAAGAGCUUCCAGGUGCAAAGGUUGAGCGUGUGGUUGAAAAGCAGCAGGAGGUGCUGGAUUCCACGAGCGCUAACUUACCGCAGAAAGACGUGGAUGGGGUCAAAGACGUUCAUUCAGCAGAAGAAAUUGUGUUUGAGAUAUGUGAAGGAAAAGGAGAAGAGAAAGGUCAGUUUCACAGUGAUUAUCCUUUACUUUUAGCCGCUGAAACGUUAUUACCGGUUGCCAGGGAUCCGCUGAUGACACAUGCAUGUUUAAAUCUGCAGAGUUAUGGAGAGCUGUCUGCGUCACAAGCUCCUCCAACAGCAGAAAAGUCAGCUCUGCAGGAAGUCCAUUGCGUGGAACCUACUCAGUUCAAAGUCGACUCCCCACAAGAUUCACUUCUUGAAUUUUCCUUUCCUCCUCCUGCUAAGAAAACUUGCAGCACAUCACAGAAUAUUGUACCCGACUAUUGCCCUUCACCAAAAUUACAAAGGAAAAUGUCGAGGAAGUUGAUCAGUAAGCCAGAGAAUUGGUCUUUACUGACUGAUUUGUCAGAUCUUACAACUCCGCUGUUUCCCCCCAUAGAGAUACCCAAACCUCUUCAGCGAAAGCCUUCUUUACUGGACAGCGCUCAAGUUCAUGGCUCAAAUGUUCUGACCCCCAAGUCAGAGGCUUUACAAACCCUUUCAUCUCCCACAUGCGGUCCAGUAAGUACACUUCAGGAUGGGACUGGCUCCAAUGAAACUGUGGAACAAACUGUAAAGCCAAAACACUCGAGGAAGCCUCCUGAUUUAGAGACUCAAAGCCACACAUAUGGACAGCCUCAGAUCAAUGAUCAAACCCCAGAAGCUGUACAGAACCGGGGCGGGGCGGGUUCAUGGAUUGGUGCAGCCGGGGAGUCUACUAUCACUGUCGAAGCGGAGUGCAUGUAUGGAGACUUUGACCAGGCGAUGGACCACCUCCGCCUCCGCCUCAUCGCCACCCACAAACCAGAGGAGAUCCGAGGAGGGGGCCUGCUGAAAUACAGCAACCUGCUGGUUAGGAACUUCCGUCCAACCAGCGAGACUGAGAUCAAGUCCUUGGAGCGAUACAUGUGCUCCCGCUUCUUCAUUGACUUUCCCGACGUGAGCGAGCAGCAGCGAAAGAUCGAGGCCUACCUGCAAUGCCAUUUUAUUGGCAACGAGGAGACGAGCAAGUACGACUACCUGAUGACCCUGCGGCGAGUCAUAGACCAGAGCACGGUGUGUUUGAUGGGACACGAGAGGAGGCAGACCCUCAACAUGAUCACAGUCCUGGCUCUCAGGGUGCUGGGCGAACAGAACGCCAUUCCCAACACUGCCAACGUCACCUGCUUCUACCAGCCAGCUCCGUACAUGGCCGAGCCCAUUUACAGCAGCUACUUCAUCACCCAGGCCCAGCCCCCCCUCGUCUACCACCCCUAUCCGCUACAAGUGCACGUGCAGACCGGCCUGGUGUAGCUACAGUGAGGUGCCCACAGAGAGGCAUUGAGGCUGCUUUCAGCAUGGUGCUCUGCAAGCAGAGGCACAAAUGGAAGUUUUAUCGACAACAGGCAACCACAGGCACAGUGCUCGUGUUUGAUGCUUUGAAACCCUUCCCGAUUAUGAAAUAAAAGGUCAGAACUGAAAGGGGUAUGGAGGCGAAGCAUGGCACCCUUUCAAGAUGAACACUUUUAAAGAGGAAAGAAGGAGCCCAAUUUCAGGGAGCUCGUGGAGAGGAUUUAUUGAAGUGGAGGGUCUUUGUUCAUUGCUGUUUCAGCUCAGCUUUGGCUCUAUGCUCCCUUGUUGAGGAGAAUGUUGUAAUGUGAUGAAUAUCUAUGGCUUAAAGAUACACAUUUUGAACAUAUAAGAACAUCAUUCGUGUUGGCAACAAAAAUAUCGAUUAGUUAAAGUUUGAAUAAUGAUACAUCUUUAACCUGAGGGUUGAAAACACCUUUAUAGCUGGUUUUGUGACUCAUCAGUAUCUGUGGAGUGAAUUUCAGAUUGUACCUGUGUAUUCACUGUAGAGUAAAAUAACAUAAUUUACCUAGGGAAUACAUUAGAAAUAAAAUGCUGUGAUAUUUUUAUGAUAUUGUAAGUUAUAUAUCUGUGAAUGUUAACACCUAAUUUCAAGGGUGGAAACAGGAGAUUGAAGGCUUGGUUCCAUUAUGACUGUAUGUUGAUACAUUUUGAAUGGUUUUGUUUUUUUUAUUCGUUUUUUUAAAGUUCAAAAUUGGCCAGAAAAAUAUGUGUGCUUGGUCUCCAUCUCUCGUAAUGAUAAGAUAAUAAUAUUGGGGGUAUUUACCUUUCUUUGAACAUUAAAAGCUUCUUUAUGCAAAUUAAUUGCAGAGAAAAGCCUAAUUAUUUUCAACAGCCACUUUAAAUAUUAAAACCAAACUCCCAAUCAGGGACAUGUUACUGUGGGGUGUUUGUUAGUGCUUUUGCAUUGCUAAAAUGAAUUGACCAUGCAGUUUAUCAAAUCUUCUAUCAAAGUUUCCUUUCUACUUAAAAUCCAGAGAGCAUGUCAAAUUCGGUUUUUCCUCGUCAACAGGCUGAAUAUAUGUUUUGUGUGUAUAACUUGGUGACUGUUUAUUUUUCUUAUUGAUGUUAGUGAAUGUUUUGCCAGGGUUUUGCUUGCUGAUGUUACGGCACAUUUGAAUUUUUCAAGCAGUCGAUGCAGCCAGCAGUUAUUGCGCUGUGUUUGUUCAUUGUGUAUGCAUACAGUACAUAUACUCAGUAUUUGUUCACAAUACAAAGAAAAGAACAUGUAAGCACAGGUAAGGAAAUGUGUGCUGUUCACACUCAAGCUGAGAUUGAAGCACAAUGUAAAUGCACAACAAAACAAAAGCUGUUGUUGAGUAAUGAAUGUGUUUCUGACAAGCUCGCGAAUCCCCGAUUAAAUAUUGAAAACGUCUAAAACACUGUGUGCCGUAUAGUGUAGCUUUGAAGUAAUGUAUCUAUCUGGAGAUUUUGGGUGUAUCGUUACGACAGUUUGACAUGUAGAGUAGUUAAAGUAUUCCUGUUAUAUGUUACUGCUCAGAUUGUUGUUUUUGUGGUAAUAAAUACCAAGAAAAAUA
Molecule: messenger RNA, 4259 nt
Organism: Gymnodraco acuticeps
Lineage: Eukaryota; Metazoa; Chordata; Actinopteri; Perciformes; Bathydraconidae
Exons: 2
Coding region: 448-2664 (738 amino acids)
Biological process (GO): mRNA stabilization
Molecular function (GO): poly(A) RNA polymerase activity; RNA binding
Source: RefSeq, a predicted model, not a curated record